AUGGGCGACACAGCAGCCUCAUCCCCACGCCAGCAGUCCCCUGCAUCGCGUAGCGAGAGCAAGUCUAGUCAGAAUGACGCACUUCCAAGCGUGGAAUCCACCAGCCCCAGAUCGAACACAAGCAGCCCAUUGCUAGGUGCAGCUUGUGAAUUGCCGCCUGAUGGAGCCACAAUUUGCCCCUAUUGUCAUAAGGAUUACAGGAAGCCCCGCGUUCUGGACUGCUUGCAUUCGAUGUGCGAAGACUGUAUCAUCGCCCAGCUUGACGGCAGACGGGAGAACGGAAUCCACAAGCCCCCGCCACAGCCCGAACCCGAAUCAACUGGCUUUGACGUCGAGCUGGAGAUGAGCGCCGCAAAGGUCCGUCCCACACCACCAGGGGUCAUUCGUUGCCCAACAUGUAUGCAAGAGAGCCAUGUGGGAAAUGACGUCCGCUACGUGCACUCGAUGCUGAUGGAUUUCGUGCGCCUGACUGAAGCUGACACUCACCGCGGGAUAGAGAGGAAAUGCCGUGCUUGUAAGAGUGAACAGGCUGCCGUCGCUGUGUGCCAACAUUGUGUGGCUGAUCUUUGUCCGACCUGCUUGGAAGCUCACAAGAAUAUGAGAAUGUUUGACGGACAUCAGGUCUUGCUCUUCGAGGAGCUCGAGUCGUCUGGCCGUACCCGUGAAGCUCGCAUCGUACUCUGCACCGCUCAUGCACAACCCUACAUCAUGCUAUGUACUACAUGCGAAGUUCUGGUCUGCAGUGUAUGCCUUGAAUCAGACCAUCGCAAUAACCACAAGCUGAUCGAAGUUUCGGAACGGGUGUCACGCGUUAUCCAGAACGAGCUGUCAAAAUUGGCUACUAAGGUCAAGGAGAAAUGGGCAGAUUCGAUGAACCGUUGGGCAACAGGGACCGAUAAGCAUGCCAGCCUGGAGCAGCAGUUCGAGGUGGCUCGUGCACGAAUCGAUAUGGUUUAUGAGACAAUCCAACAACUUCUCGAGGAGACUCGUAACCGCAAGCUAAAGGAAUUGGAGUCGGAACGUAAUCGUAUGGACGACGAACUGUAUGACCUGGAGAGAAAAGUUGAUGUCACUCAAUCGCGUGUCGCUGAUGCGGUCGGAUUUGCUGAGCGGCUUGUGAAUCAGGCCAAUGGCAUGGAAUUGUUGACCUCUCGUCGCAAGGUUAUUCAACAGCUGACCAACCUCGAACACACCCUACCGAGCAUCAAUUCGGAAUAUGAGCUUGACUUUGUGCCACCAGAAAAGAAAGCUAUGGAAACGCAGCUUUCUUCAGCCUACGGAACUAUCACAUGUCGCAACGUUUCGAGCUAUCUGGAGAAACAGCGCCCAGCGAAGGAGACCAUGAGCGCUGAAGCUAUUAUGGAACGAGCUCGCGAGGCUUGGAACGACAUAUCCGCCACGGAAGUGCAGCGUCCUCUUAUGGAAGAAUCAUUCAAAGCCCCUCCUCACGUCGUCGAGAAGCCUGUCGGCCCUGGAAUUAUUGGAAUGGAACGCAGAAAGACAGCCACCGCUAUGAUACCACCCAUCGCGCGCCCGGAUUAUUUGAACGGUUGGAAUCACACGAAUGCGCCGGAUCUUCCUUCGCCUUCACCACCAACGGAUCCGAUCAAGACCCCGAUUGUUGCACCGGGAGCGAAUACACCGACUGGGAUUCAGCCGAUUGGAACCCCUACCAGCAAUAUCUAUAACAACAUGCAGUGGAACCAAAAUCCUGCCGCUCAAUUCAACGCCAAUGGAGCUGCCUCGACCACAGCCGCGACGAAUGCCGCCGCCCUGCUUCUAAACGCGGUCAACAACCCGGCCCUCUUCCAAAACCCGGGCGCCCUCUCGCUCAACUCUGCACAACUACAGCAGAUGCACCUCAAAGCAGCGCUCAUGUACCAACAGAACAGCCUCGUCGGAGGAGCCAUGCCCAAUUUGCAGAACCAUCUACUGCUUCAACAACGGUUGCGCGGCCUCAACUCGCAACUGGACAUUGUCGGGCAACUGAACCAACUUGGUGCCCUCGGUCUCGAUGGUGGACUCACUGGAUCUCAGGGCAUUGGACGCGCUCCUGGCCUUGAUGGAUUAAUCUCAACCCCGAGUGCCCCCAGAAAGGACUAUCAGAAUUCGGGCAACGAACUAAAGAUGCAUUCGGUGUUUGGGGCUGGGGUUGCCGGAAAUAGCCUACGUGAGCUCAACACACCUGGCGGCUUCUCACUGGCAGACAAUGAUGAUAUCCUGAUCGCCGACACCAAUAACCACCGUAUCAUCGUGUGUGGCCCACCACAUCCCUGGUUCUUUGGAAAAGCUGGACAGGAAGACGGUUGCCUCUGUUACCCACGCAAGGUUGUGGCGUUGAAGUUGAAAGAGCACCUCCGCUACAUUGUGCUAGACAAGUCACCAGACACGAAAUCUCGCUGCCAGGUGUUCACCACGAAGGGCGAGUUCUUGCACCGCGUCGAUCUCUGCAAGGCGGCAAAUCUCAAAUGCCUCGACGUGCAGGCAGCUUGCGGAACCCUUGCCGGACAUUUGGUUUUGGUAGACCACGGCGGUAUUGUCUACUCGUUGGACAUCAGCACCAAUAACCCGCGUGUGAUCCAUUGGUUCGAUACAGCACCGCGGAUGGGCGAGGCCACUGAUGUUGCCAUGUACGAUCAUAAUGUCUACAUCACCGACUUCCGCAACCAUUGCGUGCACGUCUUCUCCGUCGAGGGCACGUAUCUCAGAAAGCUGGGCGAGCCGGCUAUUACUCCAUAUCCAAUCGGGAUCGACAUCAGCAAGAGCGGCGACGUGUUGGUUGCCGAUACUCAUGGCAAUCAUAUGCAUAUUGUCGUAUUCGCGGCUGAUGAUAUCGCUGGAAGGAACCCACAAUCGUUUACCCAUCAAGAAUUUAAGAUGUCUCGCUGUACUCAACUACGCGUCUCUGCCAGUGGCCACAUCGUCUGCCUCUCCAAACAGGCACAUACACUCUUUGUAUUCAAGCCACUCUUCGUUCGA
This is a messenger RNA of Mesorhabditis spiculigera, 2979 nucleotides long. The record is from the annotation of a GenBank genome assembly. Lineage: Eukaryota; Metazoa; Nematoda; Chromadorea; Rhabditida; Rhabditidae.